Molecule: messenger RNA, 1176 nt
Organism: Carassius auratus (goldfish)
Lineage: Eukaryota; Metazoa; Chordata; Actinopteri; Cypriniformes; Cyprinidae
Product: tumor protein D53 homolog
Exons: 8
Coding region: 111-728 (205 amino acids)
Biological process (GO): positive regulation of MAP kinase activity; positive regulation of apoptotic signaling pathway
Cellular component (GO): cytoplasm
Source: RefSeq, a predicted model, not a curated record
GCAGAGAGAGUGUGUGUAUGUGUGGAGCGGUUGUGUUGGACGGGGUAUUUCUCUGAACUGAGACGUGCUGUUAAUGUGAACUGGACCUGCAUUUACACACUACCGCUGAUAUGGAGCCCAGACAACAGGGUUUGUUGGACAAAGAGCCUCUAAAGGAAGUGGACGAGGAUAUGGUGUCAGAGGUGGAUCUCACCAACACUAUCACAGAAGAGGAGCGAGAGGAAAUGGAGAAUGAGCUGAUUAAGUUAGAUGAAGAAAUCACUACUUUGAAACAAGUCCUGGCCUCCAAAGAAAAGCGUCACUUGGAGCUGAAACAGAAACUAGGGAUCACACCCCUGAGUGAACUGCGACAGAACUUCUCCAAGAGCUGGUAUGACAUGCAGACCACCACAGCAUACAAAAAGACAUCUGAGACCCUGACCACGGCUGGACAGCGGACCUCAGUGGCCUUCAGUAACCUGGGCAAUGCCAUCACCAGGAAGUUCGGCGAUGUGAGGUCAUAUUCUCUUGGCUAUUCUAUACGGCAUUCAAUGAGCAUGCCUACAAUGAGGAACUCGCCUAGCUUCAAGUCCUUUGAGGAGAAAGUCGAAAGCACAGUUUCAAACAUUAAGUCAAAGGUUGGAGGAACAGGAGGGGCGGGCAGUUUUGAAGAUGUCCUGUCUUCAGCAGCCCAAGCCAGCGCCCAGGACACCCCUACUAAUAAUGUGACCGAGAACAGUGAGCGCUAAGGGUUUCAGUGGUCAACCAGUGGAACUCUGAUGACCCCUAGUGGUUUGGAGACCACAGUGAAAGUUGCACCAGGGGCCCCAAAAAACGAGAAGGGUAAAACUGCAGCCUGGAGAUCUCCUAAAAGGGGCGGGAACUCCAAAACAGGGUGGGACCUCCAAAAUAGGGCGUGGCUUCCUCCCAUUGAGAGACAGGUGCAUGACAUGCAUGCACAAUUUUUCCACCAAUCCACUUUAGUGCAAACUCCGCCCUAAAGCUGAUUCUGAAGUUUUUAUUGGAUGUGUCUGUUAAAGUGUUUCCUAAACUAUGCAACAAAAAAGCUAACCCCUAAACCUACCCCACACCUUACCUUAACCAGUGAAAUUGACUGAAUGGCGGGAUUGGUGCUGAAUAGCGUGGUAAAGAAAGUUUCAGUUCAGGAAAUGAACAGUUAAUAAGAUUAUGCGAUAU